AUGGCAGAAAAGGAAGGAGCAAUUGUCAAAAAGGGACAUGAGGAAGGUUUGAAAAUGGCAGUUUCCCUACUCGAAGAAUUCGGACUCCCAAUGGGGCUCCUCCCUCUUGCUGAUGUGAUCGAAGUGGGAUUCGUGAAGAACACAGGCUACAUGUGGAUCCAGCAAAAUAAAAAAAUUGAACACAAGUUCAAAAUGAUCAGUAAAAUGGUAAGUUAUGACACUGAAAUAAAUGGAUAUAUUGACAAGAAAAGAAUCAAGAAGCUCAAGGGAGUGAAAGCUAAGGAAUUGAUGUUAUGGCCUCCAGUUAAUGAGAUGACUGUAGAUGAUCCUCCCACUGGCAAGAUUCAAUUCAAGAGUCUGGCUGGCAUCACCAAAACAUUCCCAGUUGAAGCUUUUGCUGCUGGCCAGUAA
Molecule: messenger RNA, 411 nt
Organism: Solanum tuberosum (potato)
Lineage: Eukaryota; Viridiplantae; Streptophyta; Magnoliopsida; Solanales; Solanaceae
Exons: 1
Coding region: 1-411 (136 amino acids)
Source: RefSeq, a predicted model, not a curated record